AUAUAUAUAUAUAUAUAUAUAUAGGGAGAGGUACUUGACAUAGGAGAUUGUGAAGAAAACCAUCAAACAGAAUGUCAAAACUGAGUUUUAUCGAGUUCAAAUAUGGAGCAUUUCCAAGGAAGUUGUCAAGGAAACCGACAACACAGAUGAGCAUCAACAAGGACAGCCUAAAGUCGAAUGUGUCUUCAAGAACUUAUCAGCCCAAUGUGGAAGAAAUGAAAUGGUUGUUCGACAAAUUCGACACCAACAAAGAUGGUAAGAUCUCCAAGGAAGAGUACAAGUCAGCUUUGAAAGUACUUGGCAAAGGAAUGACGGGUGCCGAGGUGACCAAAGCAUUUACCGCAAUCGACACCGAUGGAGAUGGCUUCAUCGACUACAAGGAGUUCAUGGAGAUGAUGCAGAACAUGGGAGAAGGGAUCAAUGUCAAUGACAUCCAAAGUGCAUUUCGGGUGUAUGAUUUGGACGGAAACGGGAAAAUCAGCGCCGAAGAAUUGAUGGCGGUGCUUAAGAAGAUGGGAGAGAGGUGUAAUCUGGAAACUUGUCGGAAAAUGAUUCGAGGGGUGGAUGCUGAUGGAGAUGGCUUGAUUGACAUAACCGAGUUCACCACCAUGAUGACUCGCACCAUGAAAGUAUGUCAGAGAUAAGCUACUACUAAUCAUCAACCUGGGGCCUUUGUUUCAUAUUGGAAUAAUGGCUAUUAAUGCCUCUAAAUAUGAAGCUAUAUACAUAUAUAUGCUAGUAAAAUGAGUUGGCAAGUGUCCUUUGUCCCCAUUACAUUCUUCUAUUUUUAAUAACAAAAAUGAAGGCGGAUUAACUUGAA
Molecule: messenger RNA, 820 nt
Organism: Gossypium arboreum
Lineage: Eukaryota; Viridiplantae; Streptophyta; Magnoliopsida; Malvales; Malvaceae
Product: calmodulin-like protein 30
Exons: 1
Coding region: 72-644 (190 amino acids)
Molecular function (GO): calcium ion binding
Source: RefSeq, a predicted model, not a curated record